Nerophis ophidion (straightnose pipefish) is the source of this 13749-nucleotide messenger RNA. It is a transcript of the gene rasgrp3, whose product is annotated as RAS guanyl releasing protein 3 (calcium and DAG-regulated). The record is from RefSeq and is a predicted model, not a curated record. Bases 337 to 2445 code for a protein of 702 amino acids. Gene Ontology annotation, cellular component: plasma membrane. Gene Ontology annotation, biological process: positive regulation of GTPase activity; Ras protein signal transduction. Lineage: Eukaryota; Metazoa; Chordata; Actinopteri; Syngnathiformes; Syngnathidae. Gene Ontology annotation, molecular function: calcium ion binding; guanyl-nucleotide exchange factor activity. The transcript has 17 exons.
ACCAGCGGCGGAGACACAGUGACCCAUUGUCGGUGGCAAAGCACAAGUCAUGCUAAAGGGCACAGCUGACUCUGACAUCCGCGGAAAUAAAACAUGACUACGGUUAAUUGUAGCAACAUUUUAUGAAUAGCCACUGAUUCCAUUCAGUCUUUGAAUACUGACUUACCAACUGAGAUCCAGUAGUUGUACUCGAGUGAGAGUACCGUUACUUUCGGGUAAUAUGACUCAAGCGCAGUAAAAAGUAGUCAUCAAAAUAAUUACAUGAGUAAGAGUAAGUAAGAAUUCUGGAAAAACUACUAAAGGACUGAGUAACUGAGAUACUUUGGUGAGGACAACAUGGGAUCAUCAACUCUCGGAAAGGAAGCAUCUCUUGAGGCCCUCCUAUAUGAAUGCAUCCAUGCAUUUCAUGACAAUGGAGAGCUAGAGGCUAAUUUGCCUCGCAUGCUACUACUCAUGCAUCGCUGGUAUGUUGCAUCUUCUGAACUGGCUGGAAAACUACUGAUUAUGUACCGUGAGUGCAAAGAUGAUGACUGCCAGCUAACCAGACUGAAGAUUUGUUAUUUAAUGAGAUACUGGAUAGUGACGUUUCCUGCAGAGUUCAACCUGGAUUUGGGUCUGAUCAGGAUCACAGAGGAGUUCCGAGAAGUGGCUGCAAAGCUCAGCAGUGAGGAGCAUUUUAAACUCAUUGAUAUCUCCACCAUUCCUUCGUACGACUGGAUGCGUAAGGUGACCCAGCGUAAAAAGCAGAUGAAGAAAGGCAAAGCUUCUCUGCUGUUUGACCACCUUAAGCCCAUUGAGCUGGCUGAACACCUGACUUUCCUGGAGUUCAAAUCCUUCAGGAGGAUAUCGUUCCCUGAUUACAAGAGCUAUGUGGUCCAUGGCUGCCUGGUGGACAACCCGACACUGGAACGUUCCAUUGCUCUGUUCAACGGCGUUUCACAGUGGGUCCAACUCAUGGUCCUGAGCAAGCUAACACCUCCAACCAGAGCAGAAGUCAUCACUAAAUACAUUCAUGUGGCUCAGAAUCUUCGGCAGCUGCAGAACUUCAACACUUUAACGGCGGUGGUAGGAGGGCUGAGCCACAGCUCCAUUUCUCGACUGAAGGAAACUCAGUCUCAUCUCUCUGCAGACGUGGUGAAGAUGUGGCGUGAGAUGACAGAACUGGUGUCAUACAACAACAACUAUUCCUGCUACCGCAAGGCCUUCAGCGAAUGCCACGGCUUUAAGAUCCCAAUCCUGGGCGUGCACCUAAAGGACCUCAUCGCUGUGCAUGUGGUGUUUCCUGACUGGGCGGAGGACAGCAAUAAGGUGAACCUGGUGAAGAUGCAACAGCUCUACGUGACUUUUAACGAGCUGGUGUCUUUGCAAAGCGCAGUGGCCCAGGUGGAGCCCAACAUGGACCUCAUCUACCUGUUAACGCUUUCUUUAGACCUUUACUACACAGAAGACGAGAUUUAUGAGUUGUCGUUGCUAAGAGAACCACGGAACCCCAAAUCACUGCCAACUUCUCCAACAACUCCCACCAAGAACCUUGUGCCCUUGGACUGGGCCUUGGGUGUCACGACCAAACCAGACCCCUCUGUUGUCAAUAAACACAUUAGGAAGGUGGUUGAUUCUGUCUUCAGGAAUUAUGACCCCGACCACGAUGGGUAUAUUUCUCAAGAGGACUUUGAGAACGUUGCUGCUAACUUUCCCUUCCUGGACUCCUUCUGCGUCUUUGACCAAGAUCAAGAUGGACUGAUCAGUAAAGAUGAAAUGAUUGCUUAUUUCCUUCGAGCGAACCCGUUGCUGCAGAGUAAAAUGGGUCCGGGAUUCGUCCAUAACUUCCAGGAGAUGACAUUUCUGAAACCAACCUUCUGUGAACAUUGCACUGGAUUUCUCUGGGGGCUCCUCAAACAAGGCUACAAGUGCAAAGACUGUGGCGUCAACUGCCAUAAACAGUGCAGGGAGCUACUAGUUCUGGCUUGCAGGAAGCUGCUGCGUUCUGGUUCUUUGGGAUGUGUGACCCCUGACAGACGGACACACAGUUCACUGCCCACCAGCCCCUCGCUGCACACCGAUACCGACAAGGACGAGGUGUUCGAGUUCCCUGGUGUCACAUCAGCAAGUCCGACUCAGGGUACCAAAAGCAUCACCCUGAUGACCGGCUCGGCCCAGAGGAUCUCCGUCCGUCUGCAGAGGGCCACCAUCAGCCAAGCCACUCAGACUGAACCUGUGUGGUCUGAACACGGCUGGGGGGCCACCAACAUUGGCUCCCACACCUUUCCCAAAACGAAACACCGGACUCCCAGAGAGAACUAUAAAAACAUAACUUUUGCCUUGUGGGAAAACCUGGAAGAUAAAAAGCGGCGGACAGUUUUGGUACAAUGCAGCGGCCACUCUCAGAAUACGACGGGUGGAGAGAUCACAGAUCGCAGGAUCACACGAAAAGAAAAGGACAGCUGACUUGGUAGCAGAAGUGAACGCCACUCUGAGGGGUCCAGAAAGCCACUAUCGACUUCGACCAAGAAGUUCUUCUGUCUGGGAAGGUGCUGGGCUGUUUGAGCAACACAGAACUUUGUCAACUAGACCACAUCUGCUUAGGUCAGCGACAUGUGCUUUGGUAAACUAAAGUGGAAGAGGAUACACACGCUAUUUCUGACCCGAGAACCGGAAGGAGAUGGAUCUUGAUUGGGAGUUACCUUCACAACAAUGUCAACAUUAUGAAAUAGUGUGUCGUUACCUCACUUUUGGAUGACAUAUUCGCGUAUGAAGUAAACACGGGAAUAUGUGUUAAUGCUGAAAAGGUUAAACUGAACUGAAAUACUAACGGUUAGCAUGCGUCAAGUUUGAGAAGAAGAGACUCUGAGGUGAAGGCUUGAAAAGUUAGCUGAAAAAGCUAGAACAUUGCUAAUGUUAGCAGAUACAGUUAGCAUGUUUAUAGUUGAAAUGACUGACUACGAGGUGUUUGUCUGCUAAUUUAGCUAAAAAAAAAAAAGUUGGAAUGUAGCUAACAAUAGCAGAACAUGUUACCGUUAGCAUGCAUUAAGUAAAAAAAAUGUAUGACUCUGAGGUGUUUGCCAGCAAAUUUAGCUAAAAAAAAGUUAACAUUGUAGCUUUUUGCAUUGGACUAACAUUAGCAAAGAGCAUUUUGAUUUUGGAAUGUUUCAAAUUGGGUGAGAAUUGUGGAAGCAGUAAGUUCUUUUAAAAGAGAAUAACUUAACGAUUGAUGGAUACAUCCAUAGACCGGUUUAUAUUCCUAAAUUUGAAGUAUAUCGAUCUGUACUCAUCAAAUUGGCCUUCCGUAAGAUAGGUAUCGAUCCAAUACCGAUUUAAAAGGGAAUUGAUCCAUUUAUCGAUACUCGAAAAAGGAAAACAUUUGAUUUAAGAACGGCAGACUUUAUAUGAAGUUUAUCACUCCAAAAAAUAAGGACGUAAACGUUCAUCAAAACAAAAAUGUCGGAUAGCCAUGGUAGUUGAGAAAGGUCAGCUACAACAAAAGCCACAACGAAUACAAAUGAUACAACACAAUAAUCUAGCUUUGAAGUGGAACUGCACUUUUUUCUGAAUGUUGCCUAUCUUUGUUUUUGAUGACAGAUUACAAAUAUUACAUCUCUAAUUGCUAUGCUAAUGUUAAAUAGCGGUUUCACGGUGGCCGAGGGGUUAGUGCGUCUGCCUCACAAUACCAAGGUCCUGAGUAGUCAGGGUUCAAUCCCGGGCUCAGGAUAUUACUGUGUGGAGUUUGCAUGUCCUCCCCAUGAAUGCGUGGGUUCCCUCCGGGUAAUCCGGCUUCCUCCCACUUCCAAAGACAUGCACCUGGGGAUAGGUUGAUUGACAACACUAAAUUGGCCCUAGUGUGUGAAUGUGAGUGUGAAUGUUGUCUAUCUGUGUUGGCCCUGCGAUGGGGUGGCGACUUGUCCAGGGUGUAUGCCGCCUUUCGCCCGAUUGUAGCUGAGAUAGGCACCAGCCCCACCGCGACCCCAAAGUGGAAUAAGCGGUAGAAAAUGGAUAGAUGGAUGUUAAAUGGCAGACUGCAUCAAUAAAUUAUCUUAGAUUGCGCUACGAACAUGACGCUACUACCAAGAAUGUAUCGGAGUGGAUGCAGGUCCAAAGCAAAGGAAGAGUUUUUUCCAAGGAAUUUUCGGACGGGGGAUCAUAAAAACAAAAGUUUUGAAUGUCUCAAAGUUAAUUUAAAAGACUCUGUGGAUUGAUAAGAGUGUUAAAUCCGAAAAACCGUACGUGCCCCAGAUGAAGUUUGCAAUGUUUUGGACUAUCUUGCCAGUUGUGUGGAAUACAGACUUAUUGUUAAUUAGUUGGGAGUGCACAAAUGCAGCGUGAAGAGGUUUGUGUACGCUUUAAUAUUUUGCCUUUAAUAUACCUGCUUAAUAAUCUAACAUCUCACUCGGGAGUCCGAAUUAAACCGGUAUUUUACAUUUUUUAAGAUACCUUCUUAAAUAAAUCUCUGUUUCUUUUCCAUCACCAUCGAUGUACUUCAAACUGAUCUGUUCUUUUAAUUUGUGAAGGAAAUGAACAAUCUUUUGCUAAUGUUUUUAUUGAAUGGUAUCCAAUUCCGGGUUGAAUCCCGCGCGUUGAGACUGGUGCAUGCGUGAUACGAAAGGGUCAUCUCCGGCUGCACACACCCCCUCAAGGGAUCUGGUUCCCAAUCCAAUUAUCCAGAUGUAUUAGUCCGACUUUUCAAAAACAAACACGAUCAGAUUGAUUGAUUGAUUGAUUGAUUGAUUAAUACUUUUAUUAGUAGAUUGCACAGUUCAGUACAUAUUCCGUACAAUUGACCACAAAAUGAUAACACCCAAAUAAGUUUUUCGAAUUCUUUAAGUCGGGGUCCAUGUUAAUCAAUUCAUGGUAGACUUAGACUUAGACUAACUUUAAUGGCGUUAAGGCGUUUCCAUGGGCGGUAGGAAGCUUGUUCAGAGCUAAGCUAUUUGAGAAAUUGUACUAAUUUAAUGAAUGACACUUACUGACUGGGAAACCUUGGUGGGACUGCAGAUUUGGGACUUAAAUGCUUCUACUGAGGUAUCGUGUCCAACUGUUACCGGUAGGGCAUUCCAGAGUACUGGACCCCGAAUAAAAAACGCUGGAGAGAACACUCUGCGAAUCAAGAAUAGGCCAAAGAUUUUUGGACCGGGUCAUAUGGUACAAUACAAUCAGCAAGAUCGGACGUUUAGUAUUAUAUACGUAAGUAGUAAAACCUUAAAAUCGCAUCUUAAGUGCACAGGUAGCCAGUGCUCGUGACCCAGUAUAGGUGUAAUAUAAUCAAACUUUCUUGUCCUUUUCUAAAGUCUAGCAGCCACAUUUUGUAGCAACUGUAAUCUUUAAAAGGGGAACAUUAUCACAAUUUCAAAAAGGUUAAAAACAAUAAAAAUCAGUUUCCAGUGGCUUGUUGUAUUUUUUGAAGUUUUUUUCUAAAUUUUACCGGUGCCAGAAUAUCCCUAAAAAAAGCUUUAAAGUGCCUUAUUUUCGCUCUCUCGAAGCCACUGUUCAUUUCCCUGUGACGUCAUACAGUGCUGCCAAUGUAAACAAACAAUGGCGAAUAGCACAGCAAGAUAUAGCGACAUUAGCUCGGAUUCAGACUCGGAUUUCAGCGGCUUAAGCGAUUCAACAGAUUACGCAUGUUUUGAAAUGGAUGAUUGGAGUAUGAAAGUAUUGAAGAAGAAACUGAAGCUAUUGAGCGAAUAGCUAUUGACGCUAUUCAUAGCCAUAGCGUUAGCAUCGCCGGUAAAAUGUGCGGACCAAACGAUCAGGACUUUCGCAUCUUGUGACACUGGAGCAACUUAAAUCCGUCGAUUGGUGUUUUUUUCGCAUUAAAUGUGGGUGGAAGGAAACGUAAUAUUAUUUCAAAUGUACAUACAGCUAUAGCCUAAAUAGCAUGUUAGCAUCGUUUAGCUGGCAGUCACGCCGCGACCAAAUGUGUCUGAUUAGCACAUAAGUCAACAUCAACAAAACUCACCUUUGUGAUUUCGUUGACUUCAUCGUUGCAAAGGCAUCUGCAGGUUAUCCAUACAUCUCUGUGCCAUGUCUGCCUUAGCAUCGCCGGUAAAAUGUGCAGACACUCCGGCACAUUCAAUGGGGGUCUGGCGGCAGAUUUCUUGCCACUUUCGCAUCUUCGGGCCAGUGGUGCAACUUGAAUCCCUCCCUGUUAGUGUUGUUACACCCUCCGACAACACACCGACGAGGCAUGAUGUCUCCAAGAUUACAAAAAAUAGUCGAAAAAACGGAAACUAACAGAGCUGAGACCCGGUGUUUGUAAUGUGUUUGCGAAAAUGAAAAUGGCGGCUUUCUUACCUAGACAACGUCACGUACUGACGUCAUCGCUCCGAGAGUGAUAAAUAAAAAGGCGUUUAAUUCGCCAAAAUUCACCCAAUUAGAGUUCGGAAAUCGGUUGAAAAAAUAUAUGGUCUUUUUUCUGCAACAUCAAGGUAUAUAUUGACGCUUAAAUAGGUCUGGUGAUAAUGUUCCACUUUAAUGCUAGAUAUAGGGAGACCUGAAAAUAAUAUGUUACAUUAAUCAAGACGAGACCUAACGAACGCAUGAAUAAUGAUCUCAGAGUCAGCGGUGGACAAAAUCGAGUUAAUUUUAGUAAUAUUACUAAAUAAGAACGAUCUUCCAUUUGUUCACGUUGCUUUAAUAAAUUAUAGCAGUGAAAUACAAUAACAAAACAUGUUAUCAAUGUAUUCCUAAGUGCCGUCUGGCAUAACUUCAACACGUCAUCCACUUCCUGUUUGCGUGUGUGUCACAAUAAUAGUACCGUGGUGCAACAUUCUCUAUCUCCCCCUGAGCCUUUAACAUAUGUAAACCAAGGCUGAAAAGUAAUAAUAAGCAGAGAUGAUGUGAUAAUCAUUAAUGAGAACAUAAAAAAAGGUGAUGCGGAACAUAGAACUAAAAUUCACCACCCACAAACCCCUUAAAUGUUACUCUAUUUCAUAGUCUUUAUGCCAGGCAGGCGUGCCGGGCUUCCUGGUGGACCGGCGCAGGCCCACGGCUGAUGGUGUAGCGGGCGACUGGGGAGGGGCAGUCGAUGGGGCCGCAGGAGCAGGCGACGGCCUGGCGGGGGUACUGCGAUCUGGGGUCGCAGGCGCGGUGGACCUCUCAGUGAGUUGGGAAGGGUCCAUGGGAGGCCGGGCAGGUGGCAGGGUGGGCUGAUACAGGGGGUUUCGACACCUUUGCAGGUAACGCCAAACUACUCAGGGGGUCAGGCAGCAGAGGCAGUGCAACAGAUGGCGGGAUGCCAGUAUGGGUUGCCAGGUCGUCAUGAAUGGAUCGGGGGGUGGGCAGUUCAUCGUGGACAGGAAGGAACUUGCGCAGGAAUCUCCGGUUCCGAGGGGAGACCCUGCCCGACCCAUCAAUCUUGACGACGUACUGGUCAUGCUGGCGCACCUCAACGACACGGCCAGUCCUGUCCCACUUGUUGGGAUGAGGCCCUGUUUGGUUCUGCACGCGUACGUGAUCCCCCACUUUGAGGGGUGGCAGGCGCUUAGUGUGCUCCGCCCAACUGUCGGCUGUACGGAUGUGGCGUUUGCGGAGGGCCUCCUCUCUCAGCGUCAGUGUCUGACGCCAUGUUGCAUGGGGCCUGUACCUCCCGGGCGGGAUCGGGAUGAAGUCCCGUAUGGGCCGGCCAAAGAUGCACAUGGCAGGGGAGAGCUUUGUGACAGGGUCGGGCGUGUUGCGGUAGUGUAGUAUCGCCCUCUGCACAGAGUCAGUGUCCAGCUCCCCCUUCGGGCCAGUGUUGUCCGUGAUCAGCCGCUUCAUAGUCUUAACGCCGAUUUCCGCGCGGCAGUUGCUGUGAGGGGAAGGCUACAGACGAAAGGCAGUGGUGCACGCCCCAUCUGCAUAGAAAGGAUCUGGUGUCGGCAGAGGUGAAUUCCGGUCCACCGUCAGAUGCUAGCUCCUCAGGCGUCCCAUACGUGGCAAAGGCUCGGCGCAGGUGGCAUAUGAGGUCUGCUGCGCCGCCAGUCGACCUGGAUAUGAGUGGCCAGUUGGAGUACCGGUCUACGAUUACUAGGUAGUGUAUACCCCUAUGGACGAAGAAGUCUGCGCAUAUAGCUUGGAAGGGGUACACAGGUAAAAUGGGGGGAAUUGGUGGCGCCGCAGGCUGAGAAGGUGCCAUACGGUUGCAGUGUUCACAGUUAGCCCGGGUUGUGAGGAUGUCGGCCGUCAUACCUGGCCAGAACACAGACGAUUCCGCACGGGCAGUCAUCAUGGAGACGCCCUGGUGAGCGGCGUGUAGGGCGUCGAGUACUUCGUCACGGAGGGAGGGUGGUAUCACUACUCUGUCCCCGUACAGCACUACACCGUCCAUCGAAGUGAUGUCCUCGCGGUACUGGUAGAAGCCACGGAUCGCGUGGGCAUCUCUGUCCUGGACUCCGGGAAGCCGUCCAUCGCUAUCUCCUCCAGCGCGCGCAUGUCGUCAUCGCUGCUGGUAGCCUCUCUGACGCGGUCCCAUGUCACGGACCGUAGUGACUCGAGUCCUGCAGUGCACCAGGUCAGGUCGCCACUCUCGUCAUCACCGUUGUCAUCCUCAUCGCCAUUGUCUGCAGUCCCUGUCUGUCGUAUGAGGGACAGGAUGUCGGUGUGUGUGCUGUGUGGAAGGUGGCCCAUCAUGGCGACACUGUCGUCCGGCAAGACCAUGGGUGAUGGGUUCCGAGUGCCAACUGGUCUGCGUGACAUCGCGUCAGAGGCUCUGUUCUUCAUGCCUGGUAUAUGUAUCAUGCGGAAGCGGUAACGCAGGGUCUUUUCCUUGAGGUUCCUGAGGCGGGGGUUGGGUAUGUCGUCCAGCGCCCUGUCGCCAAGGAGUUUGAGGAAGGGCUUGUGGUCCACUGCUAUGAUGAGGUCUUUGCAGCCCAGCACGAAGUAUCGUGAUUUAUCCAAGGCGUCGGCGACUGCCAGCGCCUCGCCUUCUAUGGGAGCGUAUCUGGACUCAGCUGCGUGGGUAAAUCGGCUGCCAACUAGGGUCACCUUCCAGCCAUUAGUGCAACAGAAGGGUUUGACUGGGAGGCAUAAACAAUGCUUUUGGAAUAACCAGAAGCCGACCCCUUCCUUUGACCAGUCCGUCGCGAGGCAUGUGGGCUUAAAUUUGUCAAAGAUGCGGACGCCUCGCUCGAUCUCCUGGACGAUCGUCGCCUUGGACUCGCGGAAGACCUCCUCCAGCUCCGGGGACCACUCGAAGCGCACGCCAUGCUGCAAGAGCUUCCGGAACGGUUGCAUGCGCUCGGCCAUACUGAAGGCAUAAGCCACCUGGUUGACAAGGCCGAACCAUGACCUGACGUCGGUGAUGUUUCGUGGCCAGGGAAAGUCUCUGAUUGCGUCCAGGUAACGACUGCAUGGCCGUACGUCGGUCAUGGUGAUGGUGAAGCCGGCAAAGUCCACUGUGGGAGAGGCGAAUACGAACUUCUCAGGGUUGAGGAUGAUGCCAUUCCUGCCGCAGACGUCGAGCCAUCGCACGGCCUGGAAGUAGGCUUUUUCAACGUCGUCAGCCCACAGUAACGUGUCGUCCACACACUUGGUUUUGUUACCAAUGUCCGUGACUACCUCGUCAUAUCGCCGUGAGUAGCCGUCUCCUGACGCUAUGUAUCCCUGCGGGGCUGAGAGGUAUCGGUACCUCCCCCAUGGGGUGAUGAACGUUGUCUUGUGGCGAUCAUCCUCGUGUAAUGGGACGCUGUGGUAGCCAUUCCAGGCGUCGAAUACAGUAUUGUACAUGCCACUGGGCACCUGCCUCGCCUGGUGGAAGGGGGACUGUGUGUGGUGAGUUUCACGAACAGCAUGUUUGUUCAGGGCUUGGAAGUCAACUGUGCGCCGUGGCUUGCCGUUCUUUUUUGCACAUAUUACCAUGCGGUGACACCAUGUUACCGGUGUGCCAACCGGCACCUCCUCCAGUACGCCAAGACGAACGUCUUGGUCGAGGCCAGCCUUCACCUCGCUCUGCCAGUGUAUGGCUACUGGGAUGGGUAUGUGGUGGGCCACUGGCGUUGCAUCGUUAUCGAGCAUGAGGCAAAGUGGUGGGCCAGACAUCCUGGGCAGGGGCUGGUGAGGGCAUGUGUUAAACGUACUCUGAGCAUACAGCUUCAGGAGGUGCGCCCGUAGCGCCUCCCUGUUGGCCUCUGUAGCUGGCAUGGGGAGCGUAGUAGGUGUGACUGGAGACUCUGCGCGUCGGGGACAGUUACAUGGCUCCGAGGUCGCCAGGUUGACCUCACCCAGAGUUGGGAACUUGUCAGAUAUCAUGCCGAGAUCCACGCAGGCUGUGCGAGACAGAAAUAUGCGGUCUGAGGUGUCAGUCACAUAUGCGAUCUGGCGCGUUUCCAGCCUCCGGGCGUCGCUGCUGCUGCCGGCGAAUCUGAUGAUGGCGGCCCCAAGGAUGCGUAUACCUUCAUUGUUCGCGGCUCUCAUGGUCAUUGAUACAGGGAUGAGGUCGUCUGUGCUCAGACCUAGUUGCUGGGCGACCUUGACGCCGAUCAGACAGCUCUGGCACCCUGUGUCAGCCAUGGCGGGUAGGGUUGCAGCACGGGUGUGCUUUAGAAGGUCGAGUCCCAGCGCUUUGUAAUCUUCACGCUCGAUGGCGAGGGUGAGGCAGAUGUAUGGCUGUGGGUUGGAUGGGCGUUUCGUCCACUUGUCGCACAUAUCAUCAUAAAGGUGGUGGGCCAAGGGCAGUGUGCAGAUCUUGUCGUGGACGCUGUCCAUUGUGAGUGUGCACAGUUCUACGUGCGCUGCUGUCUGUUGUUCCUCGUGCGCCCCAUCAGCCUCUUCUGGUGGGGGUCUGGAUGGGCGGCCGCCCAGAGAGACUCUGUCGAGGUGAUUUUGCCGAUUGCAUUUCUUGCACGUCUUGCCAUAUGCAGGGCAUUCAGCGCGCCGGACGCGCCACUGCGGUGUCUUGCCAUGACCUGUUCCACCACAAUAGACACAGGGCUCCUCAGGUUUCGUUUUAGUUUAUUCUGCCCUUUGGCCCCCUUUGCUGCGGACGUCUUGCUGUUUCCCUCGCCGAUAUGAACUGCUGAUCGAGUCUGUAUUUUGGGUGUCAAGCAGGCGUGAGGCUGAGCGCUUCCCUGAUUCUUUAGCUUCAAUGUACUCUACCAUGUCUUUUAAUGGCAUAUUUAGAUUUUUCCCGCCCAAUAAAUCCAGCUGUAUCUCUUGGUCUGCUAUGCCCCGAGCGAUCACAUCACGCAGUAUUUCCUCUGUGACAUCAUUCAUUUGGCCACAGUCCUCUUUUGUGCAUUUCAGUUCGUAUUUGCAUGUGCCAGCCUGCCCCUUUAAACGAGCGUGGAAUGACCUGAUGGGCUCCUCGUGUCCCUGCCGCAUGUUGGAUAGUGCCACCCUGGCCACCAUGAUGUUUUCUGCACGGACGGCGAGUGCUUUCAUAGCCAAAAGAACAUCCUUUCAUCACUAUCCACGAGGCUUUUGCCAGCUGCGUGAGUGAGGUCUUUUCUUAGCUCCUCCUCGCAGCACUCGAGUAGCUGCGUGACUACGUCAGAACCGGUUAAUUUGGUUCCUCUUUUGUAUUCGUCCCAGCGGGUUAAGAAAUAUGACCACGUCUCAGCCGUUCCCGCCAACGCGAUGGAGGGUCGCUUGAGCUUCUCUACCUUAGCAUUCAUGUGUGGCUCCCUGGGGGCUGCAGUGUGUGUGGUCGCAUGGAUGUUCAGCAUCGCCGCCACCACUGCCGCCUCUUCGUGCCGAGUCGUGUAUUCACAGUUUGCGAUAGGGCAACGUACCUCCAUUGUUGGUUUUACUGGUUUGCGUUUCACCUUCUUUGUUUUGAUGACUCACUCACUCUUCGGUCAAUGGCGUGAAUGCAUUCGCCGCUCGCUCAUGCGUUGUUUGCAUUCCGAUGUCGGCAAACUCCGUUUGAUAAAGUCCAUGUUUUGUUAUAAAUAAGAACGAUCUUCCAUUUGUUCACGUUGCUUUAAUAAAUUAUAGCAGUGAAAUACAAUAACAAAACAUGUUAUCAAUGUAUUCCUAAGUGCCGUCUGGCAUAACUUCAACACGUCAUCCACUUCCUGUUUGCGUGUGUGUCACAAUAAUAGUACCGUGGUGCAACAUUCUCUAAUUACGGAGAUAAAAGAAGGCUGUUUUAGUAACACUCUUAAUGUGUGACUCAAAUGAGAGAUUUGGGUCGAAGAUGAUACCCAGAUUCUUUACAAAGUCGCUUUGUAUAAUUGUUUGGUUGUCAAAUGUUAAGGUGGUGUUAUUAAAUAAGUGUCAGUGUCUAGCAGGACCGAUGAUCAGCAAUUCUUUUUUCUUAGCGUUGAGUUGCAAAAAGUUGCUGGACAUUCAUUGUGUGUUGUUAUGAUCAGCAUGACAGUAAAAGCUAACACCGUAUUUGCUUGCGAUGUCACCUAGCGGCAGCAUGUAGAUUCUAAAAAGUGCAGGGCCAAGAACCGAACCCUGUGGGGAACCUAUGGCUCUAGAGCCAGAUGUGGCUCUUUUGAUGACUGCAUCUGGCUUUCAGGUUAAUCUGAGCUGACAUCGCUUGACAAGAUAAGUAAUGAAUAAUUCCACUUGUGAUCACAGUGUUAAACAUAAUGUUCAAAAUAUAAAACAUUCUCGUGCUUUUUUAAUCCAUCCAUCCGUUUUUCUACCACACCUGUUCAAGAAGUUGCGUUAAUGGUAAGAAGUUAUUUAUUUAUUAUUGGUUAGUGUGGGGAUUGCCCUCCUGGGGGUUCUUCAGACCACCGACCACCGACAUGAGAGCCUGUUUCAGGGUUACAAUAUUGUUUUAUAUUUAAAUAAGUCUCUCAGUUGCUUUCUAGCAUUUGUCUUUUUCUCUUUUGUUCUCGCUUACACUCUGGCUCCAGCCCCAACCCCGUCUCUCCUCCUGGCUGCUGCUUAUAACAUAGCGACAGGUGAUUAGAUAACAAGGCCCAGGUGGUUCAUCUACGCACCUGUCGCUGAUUUCGAGGCCGAUCCUGGCAACACUCCGCUUCGCUGCAGGCCCGCAGGCCACGCCCCCUCCACAGUUCACUUUAGAAUAACAAUUUUAUUUGUUUAUUUAUUUACUUAUUAUACUCUAGAAAUGUUGGUCUUACUUAAAAAUGCAAACAUUUAGUUGUGUUCAGUGUUAAAAAAAAUAUUACAUGGCUCUUACAGAAAUACAUUUUAAAAUAUUUGCCUUCUUGGCUCUCUCUGCCAAAAAGGUUCCCGACCCCUGACAUAGAGAGACACACUGCAUCCUAUCAGUAAGAUAGGAUUUAAACCAAAAAAAGGCUAAGUCGGACAUACCAAUACGUGUUUUGAUUUGUGCUAAUAGAAUGUUAUGAUUGAUGGCAUCGAAAGCAGCGCUGAGAUCAAGUAUCAGCAACAUGGAUGACACAUCAGCAUCCAUAGUCGGCAAUAGUUUGGAUGUUUUUUAGAGCGCUUUACAAGCUCCAUUGUAAGCGGACUUUUGAUCGCAUUUGUUUACUAUUUAGAAUGCAUACGAAGAAAGAAAAACAUGUUUUUGUGUUAUGCAAAAUACAAAAAUUACAAAGAGCAGUUCCCCUUUAAACCACAAAAGACGCGACCGACAGAAGUGACAGCGAAGCAGGUCACGCGACAUGAAGCGACAACUAACAGUCUAGGACAAGUUAUUUUAUGAGAAAGAAUGAGAACAAGAGAUGGAUCAAGGACGUUAUGGAAAUUAGGAAGCAAGAAGGGAUCAGGUGACAUACAUGCUUUCGCACACCUGGGACACUGUCAGUCAUGGACGACGCGAUGGGAACUUUACUUAGCAGGUAAAUCUACUGUUGGUUACUGUACUUUUAUUAAAAAUGUUUUGAAUGCUUAGAA